Messenger RNA from Symbiodinium natans, 360 nucleotides. The record is from the annotation of a GenBank genome assembly. NCBI's taxonomy places the organism in Eukaryota, Dinophyceae, Suessiales, Symbiodiniaceae.
AUGCUAUCUUGCUACGAUGGCAAGACGGUUCCUGAUGCUCAGUAUGGGUUCCACGUGGACAAUCCGUACCUGACAAACAUGGGUGUGCCAGAUGAUGGCAGGAGAUUGACGCUUGUGUACUACAUCGCGGAUGGUCCCUGGGAUGUUGAAAAGGAUGGAGGCGCUCUACAGGUGUGCCUCUCGAACCCCAGGCGGGCACCCAGCUCGACAGCCGAGGCCUUAACGCACGAUCUCUUCACGGUUGCACCCGAGGGGGAUACACUAGUCGCCUUCUUCUCGCAUACCAUGUUCCAUGCAGUGCUUCCUGUAACCGGGACGAAGCCCCGUUUCGCCCUCUCCACAUGGUUCAUGGGCUGCUGA